AUGGAAAGGCCUCCAGAUCCGCGCUUUUCACGUGACUUGUGCGAAAGUCUGAAGCACAAUGAUGACCACUUGCAGUUUACCAGUGGCCAUGGCAGAGCCAGGCUGGAGAAUGUGUUGACUGGGGAGUGUCACUGGCUUCAGGCGGCAGACAGCAGCUUCCACAUCAGUGCUUCUGGGUGGGGCUAUAUUGUCAGCACCAACCAAGAGGGUCAGAGGGUCACCCAGUGGGCCAGCGAAUUGUUGUCUUGGUCUGUGUGGAGAGUCAAGGAUAGUGGCUUCCACAUCAGUGCUUCUGGGUGGGGCUAUAUUGUCAGCACCAACCAAGAGGGUCAGAGGGUCACCCAGUGGGCCAGCGAAUUGUUGUCUUGGUCUGUGUGGAGAGUCAAGGAUAGUGGGCGACUUUUUGCUUACAGGAAGGCAGCGGAUGGUGUGCAGACAAGAUGGAUCAGUAGCUUUGCCGAAGACCGCAACAUGUGUUAUCCACCAGAGGGUCACGAGGUGCUACGCAGCAUCUUUGAGGGGAAGAAGCUCUUCCUCGUGAAGUACAAUGUUCCUCUUCAGGGCCAGCGGUAUUUCUGGAAUUUGCAUAGCCUCCACCCAUCAAAGUCACAUCAGGAUGUCCUGAAGACUGCAAAACGGUCAUGGCUGCAGAUGUGUCAACACAUAUUCACAGAUGUCAGCAAGUCUUUCUUGUGGCCUCAGCGAUCCAAAGAGGGUCAAGCAGAUGUUCAGCACAGCAUGCACGAGGUCUGUGGCAAUACGAGCGUCAUGCUUCUCAUCGCUCUGACAUUAGCCACAUCUGGCAAGAAGAACAGAGUCACAGGUCAGCAGUGGCUGCAGAGGAUUGUGGACCAGUUUGCGUCAAAUGGCAUGUUGAGAGUCAAGCUGCCAACUGAAGGUGAACCCAUCGUGGACGUGAGACUGCGCAAUGGACAAGUGUCACUGGCAGAGGUUGCAGCGUCACUCAGUGGGCGCAAGUCCAACACGAGAGGGCUGCGACUGAGAAGUGAGCAAAGUGUCACGACGUUCCUUGCAGCCAUCCGGUUGAAGUCAGAGUGGGCCUGGCUUCUGAAGAGUCUGUUGCUACAGCUGGCACUGCUGGUGGAACGGAAUCUGGAAAGUGUCACCUUUGGUGAAGCUGAGGUGUCGAUGGCUUAUGGCUUUCACAGGGAUCCCGUGCAGAGAGUCCUGAAUGUUCGAAUUGCCCAGCAGAAGGCGUGGCGCAGCAAGCGUAAGAAGCGAGACCAGAAGGCCAAACAGGCAGAGCGUCAGCCUGGCUUGAGCAAAGCAGCACGUGCAAAGGCGCGAGCUCGUGUAGCGUCAGUGCGUGAGAUGGUCACCAGGAGAGACAAGCAGCGGGAACGGAGUCUUUACUUCCAGGAGUGUCAAGAUCAGUUCCGCAAUGCAAGGCAACUUUCUGUAUCUUUCGAUGCAAGCAGGGUCGGUGGCCGCAAGCUGACCAGCUUUGCCGUGGUGAACUUGCAGUCUGGAUUGUCAGCAUGGGCACCUUCCCAGGUGCACCAGGACUCAGCACACCGAGUGCCAGGAACAGAGCCAGCUCCCAAUGAAGCAGCACUCCUGGACAAGGAGGUUGCUGACUUGCUCUGCAACCUGGAUGGCACAGAGGCGCAGCGUCACACUGAAGACAACGAAAAGGAGGUCCUCAAGCGAACGGUUUUAAAGCCUGAGAGGGUCAGCACCUAUGACCUGAUGCUAUCACUUGACCACGUGAUCCGUUUGGUGCACAACCCAAAGGGUCUGGUUGGGUUUCAGUAUGAUGAGGAGGACGCAGAGUCAGCACCCAGGCCAGAUUUCAUCACAGCUAAAACCCUGGUGCUAGCGUCAGACAACGGCAGUGACGCCAAUGCAAUGAAGUGGUUUUUGAGUCACCAUCUGAAGCUGCGGGUUCUCAAUCUUUACGACCCACGCCACAAGUGUCAAAGGAUUCUUGUCAACUCCAUGAACCACUGUGGUUACCAGUCAGCGUCAGGCUACGCAAGAAUUCUGAUAUCGUGGACCAGAGGGCCAUGGGAUAACAGAAAGUGGUUCCGUGUGGUUGCUGAAGAGUCAGCAGAGUUUCUCAAGAUGGUCGGUCCUGCCCACGAGCACAGCGCCGGUGUCAGUGUCAUUAAGUACAUGCUGCCCAGAAUCGCUGCUGAAAGAGGUUUGGUGGAGCACGAGGUCAGUGUCAAGGACGCUGUGACCUGGCUCAAGGAGGCCAAGUUUUACAAAGAGCAAGCAGCGUCAGGGGAACCAAGUCGAUGGGACGAGUUCCACGCUACCUGGCGUUGCUUGCGUCAUGAGAUUGGGCUCUUGACCGUGGUGCUAGUGUCAUAUGGGCUCAAAAAUGGUUUGAUCCAGAUGAAUGGUGCCCAUCCCGCAGUGUCAGAAUCACUCGUGAAGGCCGCUGAACAAGCAGGUGUCAGCGAGAACCUCAAGGCGGGGCAGAAGGAGCGCAGAGUCAUUUACUCGAAGUUCAAGAACAAGCUCCAAGCAGUGUUAUACCUCCUGCUGGACAACGACCUCUUAGCGUCAAUCAACUCUUGGUUUACAGUGUCAAACCCAGUGUCACUGUACUUGAAUGACAUGAGGAGAGACGUUCGUGGCAGGCAAGGGUCAUGGGAGUUCUGGCAGCGACAAGCUGAGGGUCAAUGGCGUGGCACCUUGAACAAGAUAGUGUCAGCUGCUUUGGACCAGCAGAGUCAUGCGCUCAUAGGCAUCGCCGACACCAAUGAGAUUCAAGGGUCAAUGUAUUUUUAUACAUUGACAACAGACAGCGCCAGUGUCCAGUUCCAAGACUGGUUGUUUCAAAGGCUGGUGAGCUAUGCAUUGAGUGUCAUGAGGAUGUCAAACGAAGUUUUCCCUCUACGGCUUGCUGCGGCGUGUGCAGGGUCACAGCAGGCGGCAAAAGUUCGGGCUGAACUGAAGAAGUUCUUGGAUGCAGACAAACUCGCGCAAAGUGUCAACACACCAUGGUGCAAAACAGUGACAAAGAGAAAUGCUGCGCGUCACAUCCUCGUGCAGGACAUUGCCAGGCUGGAAGUGUCAGACGACGUGAUGGAAAGCCAUGAGAACAAAGCCCACGAGUACUGUGUCAGCGAUUCCUGGUCGCAGCUGUGCAAUGCUAGCAUCUUGCAGAGGUUUGGGUACACAGAGAUUUCGCCAGAUGCUGCAAGAGCCAGUGUCAACCCACUGCCUGCCAGCAUACAUCACACGAAGCGUCUCCAAGCGUCAUCACCGCAGAUGAAGGACGUCAUGAAGAGUCAGACGUGGCCUUCCGUGUCCCCGCUCUACGCAGCGUCACUUGUGCCUGAGCAGAUGCUUCUGGUUGAGGGCAGCGUCAAGGGCCCAGAGUCACUCAAGAAGUUGAUGAACAGUUGGCGAACUGCGUUCUUAGUGUCAGGCCUGGUGAUCAAGCAGAAGGGUGAUGCGUCAAUCUACUUGUCACUGGGACCCUGGCCAAACAACAGUGCCACUUGCGUUAUCCCUUUGGAACGCGUCGAGCUUGAGGGUCACAAACUGUAUUUUUACAGGCUGCCAAGCAGAAUCCAGUGUCAGUUCAAAUGUGUUUCUUCUUUUGCUGACUGGAGUGUCUUGGAUACAGUCCUGGCAAGCCCAUUGCGGGUGGCACUGAUGAUGGGGCAGAAGUCAAAAGUCAAGAGUCACGCAGACCUGCGAGUGCCAGAUCUUCCUGGUUUUUUCUGGGAGAAGAGCAAGACUACAGUGCCAUUGCUCCAGUACUCUGCCAGGGAGGGCUUCCACACAGUGUCAGUCAGCUUGAUGAAGCGCUUGCUGAAGGAGCCUGGUGUUGGAUGA
Molecule: messenger RNA, 3816 nt
Organism: Symbiodinium sp. CCMP2592
Lineage: Eukaryota; Dinophyceae; Suessiales; Symbiodiniaceae
Source: the annotation of a GenBank genome assembly